UGUGUGUGUGUGUGUGUGUGUGUGUGAUUGUGCGUGCACAGGGAUCUGUAAAUUGAAAAGAGGAGAGUCACACCUCUAUGGUUUUAGAUGUCUUGAGGCUGUCAAAUACUAUAAAAGCCCCCUGCAUGACUACUUCUGAGACACCUACUCAGGUAGGAGCUAAGAAUUUAUGAAUUUGAGUCUCCUCCAGACAGCAUGACUCUCCAUCUUUGGCUCCCUCUGCUGGUUGUGCUUGUGCAGCCAGCUCUGAGUCUCUACAACUGUUCAUCUCAGUAUAACAGGGCCCCAGAAAAUUCAGACCUGACAGUUGAAUGUGGCGCCAGUAUGAUCACCCUGGAAAUCAACAUGUGCACGGUUCAGUGGUCGGGCUUCAUGGGCACAGACCUGGCUCUGAAUGGGAACCACAACACUACGGCGUGCCAGGGCUCUAGCGACACCAGUGUGAACCCUCCAAUCGUCCGUUUUCAACUUCCUGUUAACCAGAGCCAGGAUAACCCCUGCCGCCAGUCUCUGCAGAUUGUAGAUGAGGCCCCGGACCCCACAGGCCCCUUCAGCAGCUUCUCAAGUAUCCAGUCAGUUAUCAUCACCGGGUUCCUUGACACACCGAACUCUGACCAGGGGUUGAUCAGCUACAACACUGACCUCUACUAUCACUUCUCCUGCCGCUACCCACUGGAGUACCUCCUCAACAACACACAGAUUGUGACCUCCUCAGUGUCCGUGGCGAUCAGCAAUAAUAACGGAACCUUCAUUAAUACACUGAAAAUGAGUGUUUUUAAUGGCUCUGACUAUGGCUUCCCAUUAGUGGUACCUUCGACAGGGCUUGCGUUACGAACGAGGAUCUAUGUGCAGGUCCAAGCUGUUAACCUCACAGGAAAUUUCUAUGUACUGCUGGAUCAAUGCUUUGCCACUCCCACUCCUUACAACAUAUCACAAAAUGAGCAGCUCAACUUCUUCGCCGGCUGUUCAGUGGACCCAAGGACAUCUGUGACAAGCAAUGGCAUUUCCACGGUUGCCCGAUUUAACUUUGAGGCCUUCCGAUUUACCGCUUACCGCGACCAGGCAAAGUCCAGCAUCUAUCUGCACUGCAUGCUGAGACUCUGUGAGCCCAGCAAAUGUCAAGUGCUGUUGUCUUCCUGUAACAACAGAAGAAAAAGAUCUGUGACUCCUUUUGGAAAAGAAACCAGCGAAUCUGCCACUGUUUCAGUUGGACCUCUUUACACUGCCAGAGAAGACAUACCAUAUGCAGCUGCCUACAGUAAUAACAUGGCAUCAGAGAGGGAUAACGUGAACGUGACGGGCCUGGUGGUGGGGUUGGUGUUUGGCUUGGCUGCUGCUGUCUUGCUGGUUCUUGGUGGCUGGUUCACCCUGAAGAAGUUUUAUUGGGGGGGAGGAUUACUUCAUGACAAAUGACAAAUUGUCUUCGCCUCGUCGCCUCACAGCAUAUUGUGACUUUCUGACAAAACAAAAAUGAUGUGCUUCUCUAAAUCAAGGAGUAAAGUUGGGUUUCUAUUAUAGAAACAAAGGCUGUUUCUCUUUUAACGCUAGAAAAACACUUAUACAAGCAACAUUUAUGUCAAUGCUGGAUUAUGGUGAUAUUUUAUACAUGCAUGCAAAUCAAUCUUCUUUGAAAAUGCUGGACUCUGUAUACCAUGCAGCACUAAGAUUUGUAACUAAUUCUAGUUUUCGUACUCAUCACUAUAGCUUGUAUGAGAGUGUUGGUUGGCCUUCUUUGCACAAUUGCAGGUUGGAGCGUUGGUAUAUUUUUCUUUUUAAAGCCAUACUGUGUAAACUGCCUCCUUACUUAUGUUCUCUCCUGACUCCUAAAGUAACCACCAGGAAAUGUAAUCUUCGAUCAUAUGGGCAAAUCAUGUAUGACAUUCCCCAAACUGUCUUCAGUGAAAGUGCCUUUAAAGUUUCAUCCUGGUAUAAAUUGCAGAAUCAUCUUAAAUUAGACUACCAACCAACAAUGACACAAUUUAAAAUUAGGAUAAAGGACUAUUUGUGUACUAAAUGCACAUGUGCUGUUACUGAGCGCUGCUGGUGAUUAUGUUGAGAGAUAAUGUUAAAUUGCCAACUGUCUUUUUCUGUUUUCUGUUGUCUGUUUUUCACUAUAUAUUUUAAUAUGGAACUAUUAUACUGCUGUCUUGGCCAGGACUCCCUUGAAAAAGAGAUUCUGAAUCUCAAUGGGAUUAUUUUCUGGUAAAAUAAAGGUUAAUACAAAAUAAUUAAAUAAACAAAAAAUUUUAAUCUGAUAAUGUUGUGAUUUGUCAGUAAUAAUCAAAUGUGCUUGUCUGGUGACCAUGGAA
This is a messenger RNA of Perca fluviatilis (European perch), 2309 nucleotides long. RefSeq names its product zona pellucida-like domain-containing protein 1. The record is from RefSeq and is a predicted model, not a curated record. Lineage: Eukaryota; Metazoa; Chordata; Actinopteri; Perciformes; Percidae. The coding region runs from base 196 to 1413 and encodes 405 amino acids. The transcript has 11 exons. Gene Ontology annotation, cellular component: cell surface.